Molecule: messenger RNA, 3520 nt
Organism: Sinocyclocheilus rhinocerous
Lineage: Eukaryota; Metazoa; Chordata; Actinopteri; Cypriniformes; Cyprinidae
Product: disks large-associated protein 4-like
Exons: 13
Coding region: 338-3295 (985 amino acids)
Biological process (GO): signaling
Cellular component (GO): postsynaptic specialization; glutamatergic synapse
Molecular function (GO): molecular adaptor activity
Source: RefSeq, a predicted model, not a curated record
UGUUGCUUUCCUCGCGGAUGAAUCUCGCAGUGAUGGAGCUCAGAGUGGCUUGUUUUCGCGGUCGCCGGAGAUAAAGUGAUUUUAAGGAGAAAUGCGGCGUGUUUCCUGUGCUGCUGAUCUCACACACCGCCAGAUCUGAGCUCACAUUGAGACGAAGAGCGGCGCUGGGAAGUUUAAUGUUUCUCAAGAGCGACGGAAACAGUCCUCCGAACAUCUGAGGAAAUUUCACCGUCUGGUUUUGGCGCAAAGAAUUAGGAUGACCUACAAAUGGUUUCUGUUUCUCCCCGGUGGGCUCAUGCUCCUGAUCUAGGGUGGGGGGGCAUCGCCCCGUUCUGCCAUGAAAGGCUACACCCCCCAGCGCACCCGUCACCCGUCAGACUGCGAGCCGCCCCGUUCUCCCAGUCACCGGGACCCUCUGUACCCCCCGUCUGCCUCCUCCACCCUGUCCCACGCCCCGUUUCUCCUCCCAGCAGCCAUGGAGCAUUACGGGACCCUGGACCCUCACCACUUCUCCCCGUCGCCCGACUGCCUGAUGCCCCUCAACAACCAGCUGUCCUCCAGCAGCACCUUCCCCCGGAUCCACUACAACUCGCACUUCGAUCAGGGCGACUUCGGUCACACAGCCGACAGCAUUGGGGGAAUCAGCUCCGGGACGCUGGGGACGUCUAUGUCCAUGGGAAUGGGUCUCGGAGUGGGACGGACCGCCAUGAUCACCAGCGGAUCCGCAACUAUAUCGGGAGCAGGGAAGAUGAACCGGUUGCCACCCAACCCUCUGGACCAGUUCGAGAAACAGUUGCCAGGGCAACAGGACGGCUUCAGCACGUUACAGUUCCAUCGCAGCACCGCGGUGACGACGACCAAACAGCAGCAACAGCAGCGCACGGACAGUCCGGGAAAAAUACGCUACUUAGUUCACUCCGUCCAGAAACUGUUCGCUAAAUCCCAGUCGCUGGAAAACUCCGCCAUUAAGGGAAACAUGAACGGCCGCAACAGCAGAUCGUCGAGCAGCGAUGACAAACAGCAUCGCAGCAAAAGCAAAGACCGGGCAAAGAGCGAAGGAACGGCCAAACGGAGGCCUCGAUCCAAUAUGUCUGGAUACUGGAGUUCUGAUGAUUUGGACAGUGAUAUAAGUAACUAUAGGAACCCAAAGGCCAUGAUGACUUUGGGUCGGCAAGGGGUGGGAUCCGGACCGGGGCCGGGCGGACAGGUGGCAUCCAGGUACUUCAGUAUGCCAUCCACCGGCGACUGGACGGGGACUCUGGGCCGAAGCGGGCCCAUGGGCGAGAUCCCCUGUAGACGGAUGCGUAGCGGCAGUUACGUCAAAGCCAUGGGCGACCUUGAGGAUAGCGACGACUCCGAAGGGAGUCCCAAACCCUCGCCGAAAUGUGCCGCACGGAGGCAGAGCUACUUACGCGCAACACAGCAAUCACUAAGUGACCAGUUCCCCUCAAGAAACUGUCUUCCUUCUCUGCGAGAGUACUCUGGGAAUCGCAGUCUGGAUAACCUGGACUGCAUCGGAGGCAGUUCUCCGUUCCCAAACUGGGAUGAUGACGACUUCAGUCAGGGCUGCAGCACGCUGGGACGCGGCAGCUGCAUCAGUCAGGUGCGAGACAUGGAGUUGAGCCAGCAUUAUGGAGAUGAGCUGGAGGACAUGCAUCCUCACUCACGAUGCAGCGAUCCUCCUGACAUGCCCAUGCCCUCAUGCUUCCGCUCCCGAAGCCAUAGUUACCUUCGUGCCAUUCAGGCCGGCUGUUCUCAAGACGACGACACGACGUCAAUGGAUUCUGAUUCACCGCCGCCCACGACCACAACGACCGUACGCACCUACAGAAACAGCACCGUCUCCACAUGUAUGACCUCCUGUAAGAGGGUGGCUCCACCUCCUGUUCCCCCUCGAACCACCUCCAAACCCUUCAUCUCCGUCACCGUGCAGAGCAGCACCGAGUCUGCGCAGGACUGCUUCCCCGACCACCACGACCGCAAGAGCGAGGUCAACAGCCAAUCAGGACGCAGCAACUCCUCCGACAGCCUCGACAGCCUGGCCAAAGGGUCACGACCCCAGCUUCCUGUAGCGCCGUCCCGUGAACCCCAGAUCCCAGCGGCUGUGGUCAUCUCUCCCAACCCGCUCCGAGAGUCCCAUCAUGAGCAGGUGAAGGCUGCAGACGAACGCCCUUUAGACCCCGUCCCGCGACGGAAACUCUCCUCCAUUGGGAUUCAAGUCGACUGUAUUCAGGAAAUCCAGGAUAAAGAAGAGACGCCACCAUUGGCCAGAUUCCAGUCGAUCGGAGUUCAAGUGGAGGACGGCUGGACUUUCAGCCGCUCCAGUAGUAUGGCCUCUCGGCAAGAGACGGACUCAGACACGCAAGAUCUCUCGCUCACAUCGCUGACGUUCCCAUCCAACUCCAAACACACCGAGAAGAAAGUCAUGGUCAACAGCGCCAGCCAAUCGGUGGACUCGCCUCCGCAGCUCUCCCUCGACAACGGUAACCAUGACAACGAUGUCGCUGUGAUGACCAGCGGCCCCUCCCGACAGAUCCUGACCCAUCGCUCGACCACACAGAGCAGCUCCUCGUCCUUCUCCGAGAGUCUGGAUCCGGCCCUCGACCCGUCCUCGCUGCCGCCGCCCGACCCCUGGCUGGAGAGCGGGAACGGGACGGGGAACGGAGCCCCUGCCCAGCCGCUGACGGGGGCCACAGCGUGCCGGCGGGACGGUCACUGGUUCCUGAAGCUCCUGCAGGCCGAGACGGGCCGGAUGGAGGGAUGGUGCAGUCAGAUGGAGAAAGAGACCAAAGAGCACCAGCUCUCAGAGGAGGUUUUGGGGAAGGUCCGUAGCGCGGUGGGCUGUGCUCAGCUCCUCAUGUCCCAGAAGUUCCAGCAGUUCAGAGGCCUGUGUGAACACAACCUGAAUGUGAACGCAAACCCGAGACCCACGGCUCAAGAUCUGGCCGGGUUUUGGGAUCUUCUUCAGCUCUCAAUAGAAGACAUCAGCCUCAAGUUUGACGAGCUUUAUCAUCUCAAAUCAAACGACUGGAAGCUGGAAGGAGACUCGCCGGAGAAGCAGCCGCGUGACGUUCAGGAGAACCAGAAACAGGCUCCUCCGGUGCCGAAGAAGCCUGGGAAGAGUACACCCGGCCUGGGCCGAGAGAAGAGCAACGACGCGGUGGACAAACAGAGACAGGAGGCUCGCAAGCGGCUCAUGGCGGCCAAGAGAGCUCAGUCGGUCAAACAGAACUCGGCCACGGAGAGCGCCGACAGCAUCGAGAUCUACGUGCCCGAGGCGCAGACGCGGCUCUGAGGAGACGCACACCAAACACGCUCAAGGGCUCCGGCGUCACACACACAAUACGAAAAGCUGCUUUUGUCUUUUGACGCCGAUGUUUAAUAAAUGCAGGUGAUGGAAACGACGCGGUGCGAACGGAACACUUUUUUUGGGACUGCCAAGGAAAACCUCACAACGAAUCUUAAUAGUUGCAAUUAAUAAUAUCUAGUGCUGUCAAACGAUUAAUCGCAAUCAAAAUAA